Parascedosporium putredinis is the source of this 1452-nucleotide messenger RNA. Lineage: Eukaryota; Fungi; Ascomycota; Sordariomycetes; Microascales; Microascaceae. The record is from the annotation of a GenBank genome assembly.
AUGGGCGUUUUCCAACAGGCCAUUGAGCCUCUUCAGGAGCGCUUCCAGGAGCUGGGAACCGGCUCUCAAGUUGGUGUCAGCUUUGUCGCUUUCAUUUUCCUUGCCGUUGUCCUCAAUGUGUUGAAGCAACUAUUCUUCAGCAAUCCCAAUGAGCCUCCCAUGUUCUUCAAGAAGAUGCGAGCCAAGCAUGGCGACGUUUACACCUUUGUCCUCCUCGGAAAGAAAAUGACUGUCUGUCUCGGUACCAAGGGCAACGAUUUCAUCCUGAACGGCAAGCUGCGCGACGUGAACGCCGAGGAGAUCUACACCGUCCUGACCACACCCGUUUUUGGCCGUGACGUCGUCUAUGACUGUCCCAACGCGAAGCUCAUGGAGCAGAAGAAGUUCAUGAAGGGUUCCCUUACCACCGAGGCCUUCCGCAGCUACGUCCCCAUCAUUACGGAAGAGGUCAACAACUACUUCCGUACGACGUCUACGUACAAGGCCAAGUCGGGUACAAUGAACGUCGCCAAGGCGAUGGCCGAGGUCACCAUCUUCACCGCUUCUCACAGUCUGCAGGGCAAGGAAAUCCGAGAUCAGUUCGACGAGUCCCUCGCCGACCUCUAUCACGACCUCGACAUGGGCUUCACUGCCAUCAACUUCAUUCUCCAUUGGGCUCCUCUCCCUGGAACAAGAAGCGAGACCACGCCCAGCGCACCCCGCCUGAUGAACGCGACCUACAAGAAUGGCAUCAAAAUUCCCGACCACGAGAUUGCCCACAUGAUGAUUGCCCUGCUCAUGGCUGGUCAGCACUCGUCGUCGUCCACCAGCUCUUGGAUCAUGCUCCGCCUCGCCCAAAACCCUGAGAUUAUGGAAGAGCUCUACCAGGAGCAGGUUCGCGCUUUGGGCAAGGACCUGCCCCCUCUGCAGUACGAGGACCUCGCCAAGCUUCCCCUCAACCAGGCCAUCAUCAAGGAGACCCUCCGCCUGCACGCCCCUAUCCACUCCAUCAUGAGGGCCGUCAAGAGCCCCAUGCCCGUUCCCGGAAGCAAAUGGGUCAUUCCCACCAGCCACACCCUCCUCUCGGCCCCCGGUCUCUCUGCCUCGGAUCCUCAGUUCUUCCCCAGCCCCGACGCCUGGGACCCUCACCGAUGGGAGAAGGAUUCUCCCAACGCGCCCACCAUUGUCCGCCAGGAGGCCGAGGAGGACGACGAAAAGAUUGAUUACGGCUAUGGCCUAGUCAGCAAGGGUGCCGGUUCUCCCUACCUCCCCUUUGGCGCCGGCAGGCAUCGGUGCAUUGGUGAACACUUUGCCAACGUUCAGCUGCAAACCCUUGUCGCCAACGUCGUCAGGACCUUCAAGUUCAAGAACGUCGAUGGUGGCAAGACGAUUGUUGGCACUGAUUACCAGUCUCUCUUCUCGCGCCCCCUGGAGCCCUGCAACAUCCACUGGGAGCGCCGCGAUGAGGCGUAA